AUGACGAAACUGUUUACCUAUAUUACAUGUAUCAACAACGUUCGCCCUGUUCUUCAACGGUGUCGUCCAAUGUGUGGCUUAGUAGCAAGGUUACUCCCAAAUAUGUUACUUGACUGGAUUAUCUCUUAUUGUCCUAUAUUGAUCCCUUAUGACUGUGAUAAAGAUCAUACCCCUUGCUUGGGUUCUGGACACUAUGCCCACUGGUGUUUAGUUGUAGGG
Gigantopelta aegis is the source of this 219-nucleotide messenger RNA. RefSeq names its product UPF0692 protein C19orf54 homolog. Lineage: Eukaryota; Metazoa; Mollusca; Gastropoda; Neomphalida; Peltospiridae. The record is from RefSeq and is a predicted model, not a curated record.